UUUUAUACGUUUAUAAUAUGACUAUAAUAGUAUAAUAUAUCAGUAUAUUAGUAUUAGUAUAAGACUAAGACAAUUCGUCUACAAUAUGAUUGAAGACUUGUAGCAUAGGAAGUAUAUUACUUAGUUACUUACAAUAUAAAUAUGUUAUAAUACUUGCAGUCACUUUACACUUACCAACACGAUUAGAGUAUUGUCGACAAGAAUCGUAUUAUUAAGAUGGAUCUUACAGAUUGUGAUGUAUUUAAUAAAUUAAUGAUAAUUAACAAUACCAYGUAUUAAUGUUUCCAAUGUUUCCAUUCUAUUCAGUUUUUAUUUUGAAUGAACAUAAUGUUAAAAAUGAGUAUUGUGUUACAUUUUGUUUGAUUUAAAUAUAACAUAUAUAUUAUAUUUUAUUUACCAAUAUUUAAAAUGAAAAAAGUGGCAAAUCAAUAUGUGCCAUUGUAUCAUUUUGAAAUAUUUUGUUAUACUGUUAUAUGGGCUUCAGGCAUAAUUUAUGCUGCUUAUAGUUUAUUAGAUGUCAGCUCCAAUUUAAAAAAUUCAGAGAUUCCUGACUUAGUACCUGGAUGGUCUUGGCUUGGUCGAAGAAAAGAUACUUGUCCAGAAUGGAGAAUAUGGACUACUUUUCUCAUCUACUCAUUAGGUCCAUGGGUUAUUUUACAUUCAUCAAUUCUACUGAUAACACAGCAUUAUUUUUCAAAGAUAUCAACAAUACGUGAUGUGUGGCUUAUUACUGUUACAAGCUUAUGUGUAGCGUAUAAUUUUGGUCUAUUAUCAGUCUUCAUAUUUUUUAGUCUGACAUUAAUUUAUUACUGUUUAUUAUUAUUUGGUAAUCAAGUUUCCAUUUGGAUUACAAGCUUAUUAUUAUUAGGAGUGGGGUCAUACAAUGAUUCUUUAUUUACCAUUUUUGACUCUAGUUCUGAUGGAGAGAUCGCGUAUUUAUUACUUUUGACAUUAUACUGGCACCAAUUACGCUGUAUAAGUUUUUCACUUGGCUCAUUGGAUAAAGCUAAAAGUAAAACUUUGCCAAAUUGUCUACACUUUUUAGCAUAUUCAUUUUACUUACCAUGUUUUUUUUUUGGACCAAUAAUAAUUCACAAAAAAAUUAAUGAUAAAAAUAAAAAUACUACCAUGAAACCGUUGAGCCAACGUUUAUCAAAACUCAUACAAAAUUUGAUUAGAUAUUUUUUUUGGAUGUUUUUUACUGAGUUCAUUCUACAUUAUGUUUAUAUUAAUAUGUUUUUACAGAAUAUUAAAGUUUUUAAACAUUUUGGAAUUAGUGCACUUGGUGGGUUUGGUUUUGGAAUGGGACAAUUUUUUUUCAUUAAGUAUACAUUCAUUUAUGGCACUGUUAUCACAAUUGCAAGAUUUGAUGAAUUCAUUGAACCUCCCAAGCCACCAAAAUGUAUUUCACGGAUUUAUUUAUAUUCUGAUAUGUGGAGAAGUUUUGAUCGAGGACUUUACAACUUUUUAAAAGAGUAUAUUUAUAGACCAUCUGGACAUUCAGAAAAUAUUAGGCUUGGUACCAAAUUGACUAGGUCAUUUUUGUGUUUUGCAUUUAUUUUCAUUUGGCAUGGAUUAUCAUGGGAAGUUUUCUUAUGGACUCUAUUCAACUUCAUAGGCAUCACAUUGGAAACUCUAGCAAGGGUUUUUGGAAAAACUUCUUACUAUUUCCUCUAUAUUAAGAACAAACUAAGUGCCCCUAAUGAAAGGCGGGUUUUAGCACUUAUAACCAGUCCUUUAACAAUGCUGUCGGCCAUUUCAAACUUUUUCUUUUUUGGCGGUAUUGACGCCGGAUUAAGUUUUUUUGAAGCGAUAUUUUUACUAAAUACAUGGAUUGAAAACAUUAUUAUUAUCAUAAUAUUUUAUUCAAUGUGUCAAGUAUCUAUAGAAUUCAACCAUUAUAAAAAAUCAAAAAAACAAUGAAUUGUGUAUAUUAUAUCUCUUAAACAAAGUACAUAGUUUAUUCAAUUAACACAAAGUAUUAAAUUUAAUAUAAAUAUU
Diuraphis noxia (Russian wheat aphid) is the source of this 2001-nucleotide messenger RNA. RefSeq names its product protein-cysteine N-palmitoyltransferase Rasp (gene rasp). The record is from RefSeq and is a predicted model, not a curated record. Gene Ontology annotation, cellular component: endoplasmic reticulum. Gene Ontology annotation, molecular function: palmitoyltransferase activity. Gene Ontology annotation, biological process: protein palmitoylation. Lineage: Eukaryota; Metazoa; Arthropoda; Insecta; Hemiptera; Aphididae.